Dioscorea cayenensis subsp. rotundata (Guinea yam) is the source of this 1065-nucleotide messenger RNA. RefSeq lists its product as uncharacterized. Bases 1 to 1065 code for a protein of 354 amino acids. NCBI's taxonomy places the organism in Eukaryota, Viridiplantae, Streptophyta, Magnoliopsida, Dioscoreales, Dioscoreaceae. The transcript has a single exon. The record is from RefSeq and is a predicted model, not a curated record.
AUGUUUCCAGGUAAACCAGAAAUUAACCCGAAUGAGCAGUGUAAUGCUAUGACUUUGAGAAGUGGCACACAAUUGGAGGAUCAAAAAAUUAUGAAGGAUAUCAAUCAAGUCAUUGAAACAAAGAUAACAGAUAAAGCCAAGCCACCAUGUGCUGAAAUUGAAGACAAAGAAAAGGAAGAAUACAAGUAUAUAGCAUCAAAGCCUUACAUGCCACCAAUUUCCUUUCCGCAGAGAUUGGCUAAAGCUAAGAUGGAUAAGCAAUUCGGAAGAUUUUUGGAGAUUUUGAAGAAAUUAUAUAUCAACAUACAAUUUACAGAGGCAUUACAACAAAUGCCCUCCUAUGCCAAGUUUCUGAAGGACAUCUUGUCAAAGAAAAGAAAGCUAGAGGAAUACAAGACUGUAUCAUUAACUGAGGAGUGUAGUGCUCUUAUUCAGAACAAAUUACCUCCAAAGCUUAAAGACCCAGGCAGUUUGUCCAUUCCGUGUGUGAUUGGCACCACAAGUUUCGAAAGGGCACUAUGUGACCUUGGUUCUAGUGUAAGUCUUAUGCCUCUUUUUGUGUGUAGGAAGCUGGAAAUGGGUGAACUCAAGCAAAUUACAAUCACUUUGCAAUUGGCAGACGGUUUUGUCAAGUAUCCGAUAGGUAUCCUUGAGGAUGUGCCUAUUAAGGUCAGUAAGUUUGUCAUUCUAGCUGAUUUUGUUGUGCUAGAGAUGGAAGAGGAUUCUCAAAUCCCCAUCAUUUUGGGUAGGCCAUUUUUAGCUACAGCAGGUGCUAUUAUAGAUGUUAAGCAUGGUAAACUUUCUUUAACUAUUGGUGAUGAAAAAGUUGAGUUUGAUUUGUCUAACACUUUGAAAAAAUCUUUUGUUGAGAAUUCAUGUUGUAGGAUCGACUCACUACAUCAAACUGAGAGACAAGAAAUGCCAAAGCAUUGCUUCAGUAAUGACAUUGGUGAACAUGAAAAAUCACUAGAAGUACAAACCUACCUUCCAUCUCAAAAUGCUAAUAUUGAAAAGCUAAGGAAAAGUUCUAUGCCCAAUAUUUCUAAGGAAGUGAAAGUUUCAUAG